UACAUCUUGGUUGUUUGGCUAUGGUCACUAAUUCUCUGUUGUUCCACUCUAUUCGAAAUAGAAUACGUUUCAUCUUAUCCACCAACUCGACCCUGCAGAUGGCUGUUGCUUUGGGGAAAACAACGCGCAUUAGUGGGGAUAAUUCAAGUCCUCUUCAAAAUGGUUCUUCCAAGUUUGCUUAUGCUGGUUUUGUUCAUUCACAUGGUGUACAAGACCAGCAAAUCUGAUGUAGCCUCAGCAGAAAGCAGGGCGAAACUGCGCGGGAAAAUGACGCGAAUGAUCGGCUUCGCUUGUUUUAUGCUGAUCAUUUGUUUUGCGCCCAGUCAGACAAACUUCGCGUUGGCCAUGGCGGGAAUAACGCGUCUGGAUUCCAAACUACACCACGUCCUGUCCCUCCUGGUUUUUAUCAACAGCUGCUUGAAUCCGUUCAUAUAUGGGAUGAGUAACCAGAAUUAUCGCCGUGGCUACCAAAAGAUCUUUGGUUCUCUCAUGUGUUGCCGAAAAUUGAAUAGCAGCGGUAACAUGAUUACCCCAGGCUCGUGUAAAAGUGGAAGUACCGAGCAUGAAAACGCGCAUGAAAAUGGCGGAGAAAGCUGCUUUUACUUGUCUGAGAGGGACACUUAAUCGGCGGAAGCAGAUAGUUGGUACUCUUAAACUCGGGAAUGAUAAUAAUAAUCAUAAUAAUAAUAAUAAUAAUAAUAAUAAUAAUAAUAACCAUAAUAGUAAAGGCGAAAAAAUUUUAUUGACAACAAUGCUAACUAUUAAAAUCCUAUUUACAAUUAAUUCGCUUGAAAAAAGAAAAAACUAUUCAUUCAAAACACUAUUUACAAUUCCUGUCGAUUUAAAAAGCACGUAAUUUAGCUUAAAAAGAGUUAGUUUAACAAUAAUAAUAAUAGUAAUAACAAUAAUAAUAAUAACAAUAACAAUAAUAUAAAUAAUAAACUUCAUGGGCAGUUUAGGAGGAACACAGCAGAAGAAAGCGAUCAAAAGACGUGGGAGUCGCUGAAAAAGGACAAACUAAAGAAGGAAAAGGAGGGUAUGAUUAUGGCAGCCUAAGACUAAGCAUUAAGAACUUUAGUACCAAAAGGACAUUUGGCAAACAAAAUGUGUCUGCAAAGCGUAUGAUGUGCGCGCGGAGAAACUGAUAAGACAGUUAUCCAUAUAAAAUCGAUAUUGGAUCGGAGGCACGACAAGAUGGCGCAGGCGGGUCAGUCGGAGCUAUGUGGAGAGCUGGGUUAUGACAGGCCUAGGGAUGAAAAAUAUUACAACUCCAUGAGCCAACAUCCACUACCAACAAGCUGCAGUGGGACUUCAAAAUACACACAACACAACAAGACUGACAUUGUGGUAUUGGAUAAGAUUGAACAGAAGUGCCUGAUUAUUGAUAUUACUUGUCCAUUUUACAUCCUAGGGAAAGACAGAGAGAGAGAAUAUUUAGAACUACCAAGACCUAAAGCAGGAGUUGAAACGGAUAUGGAAAUUGCGCAGCCGGUAACUGUGGUUCCAGUCAUAACUGGUGCAUUAUGAACUGUCUCGAAAGACAUAGAAAAGUGUUUCGCAGAGACUGGUGUCACAUGUCGUUUAGAAUCAUUGCAGACAGCAUGCUUACUGGGUAGAGCCAGAAUCCUUCGCAAAAUUUUGGACACAUAAGGUCACGGGCGGUGACUUGUUGUUUAAGGAAGACUCCAGCAAAACAUUCAGAAGCUGUGUUUAAUGAGGAUAAUAAAAAAAGUAAUAAUAAUAAUAAUAAUAAUAAUAAUAAUAAUAACAAUAAUAAUAGCAAUAGUAAUAAUAAUAAUAAUAAUAAUAAUAAUAAUAAUAAUAAUAAUGAUAGAAAACAUCAAGAAAGUAUCAGAAAGAGCUACUGUGACAGAGAUCCAAAAGAUCUGCAUGCUGGGAUCUGCACGAAUCCUCAAGAAGGUGCUUAGUGUAUGA
Molecule: messenger RNA, 1935 nt
Organism: Porites evermanni
Lineage: Eukaryota; Metazoa; Cnidaria; Anthozoa; Scleractinia; Poritidae
Source: the annotation of a GenBank genome assembly